CAGGUUCCUUCUACCAUGCCCAAAGCAUUCCUCCUGCUGGGUGUUGCCCUGGUGCUGCUUGGGCUUGUGUGUGGAGCCAUGUUGAGAAAUGAAGGAAAAUGGAAGCCCCUCAGCAAUCCUAGAAACCGAGAUCUGUUUUUCAGAACCCUUCAGGCAUAUUUUAAAGGAAGAGGUCUUGAUCUUGGGAGGUUUUCAAAUAAUUUCUCCAUGAACGAGAAUCCCAGAUCUCUCUCUUUCCAAUCAGAAUUUAUGGCCUCUGCAUUUGCAGAUUAUGAAGAACACAAAAACUCCUUCCCCAAUUAUCUCAAAGGCUGA
Molecule: messenger RNA, 315 nt
Organism: Hippopotamus amphibius kiboko
Lineage: Eukaryota; Metazoa; Chordata; Mammalia; Artiodactyla; Hippopotamidae
Gene: C8H2orf66
Product: chromosome 8 C2orf66 homolog
Exons: 2
Coding region: 16-315 (99 amino acids)
Source: RefSeq, a predicted model, not a curated record